Molecule: messenger RNA, 738 nt
Organism: Hyaena hyaena (striped hyena)
Lineage: Eukaryota; Metazoa; Chordata; Mammalia; Carnivora; Hyaenidae
Gene: FXYD7
Product: FXYD domain containing ion transport regulator 7
Exons: 6
Coding region: 115-357 (80 amino acids)
Biological process (GO): regulation of sodium ion transmembrane transporter activity
Cellular component (GO): membrane
Molecular function (GO): sodium channel regulator activity
Source: RefSeq, a predicted model, not a curated record
CCCCCCACACGAGGGCUCCCCCAUCUCCCCCCGACAUCAGUCCGUCCCGCUUCCAGCUGCUGCAGCCGCGCCUUCACCACCUCGGCAUCCAGCCGCCCCCUGCUCCGGCCCGGCAUGGCGACCCCGACCCAGGCCCCCACAAAGGUUCCUCAGGAACCUGACCGAUUUUACUAUGACUAUGACACGGUGCAGACUGUGGGCAUGACUCUGGCCACCAUAUUGUUCCUGCUGGGUAUCCUCAUCAUUAUCAGCAAGAAGGUGAAGUGCAGGAAGGCGGACUCCAGGUCUGAGAGCCCAACAUGCAAAUCCUGUAAGUCGGAGCUUCCUUCCUCAGCCCCUGGAGGUGGCGGUGUGUAAAACCAGCCCUGGGCACCUCCACUGCUGUCCCUGCCUGAGUGCGGAAGCCUGAGGACCGGGUGGAGGCGGUGGGGACCCCAGCCUCGCGCCGGGGAGCGCUCCCCCGAAUGAGCCGCCCCACCCACCCGAGGCUGGAGCCGCUGCACCCCGCUGCCCCUCCCCAGGCCUUGGCAAUGACGACCCCCCAAAGAGCCCGUCUGCAUCCCAGAUCCAGGGACUCAGGCCUCCAGCUCCUGGGGUCCGGGAGUCCAGUCCCAGCCCCCCAGAAUCCCCAUGUACCGCUCCCCUGCACUUCCUUGUCUCCCCUCCCAAGAUCCGUUUCCCUGCACCCUUGGUGUCUAUGUCUUGAGCUUAAUAAAUGUGCAUUUGGUUUUUUCCCCC